AUGUUGUACUUCUAUGUCAGCAUUGGCCUUUCCAUCGUUUACAUGGUCUCAGUCCUCUUUGACUUCUCCAUGUCGUCCUCAAAAUAUAAUGCGGGCAUUAUAAACUUUGUCGUCUUCGAGAGCGCGGCUGUUGGAGAUGUCGUGGGGACAUUUGACAACUUUAAUGGAUCCGAUUACUCUAAAAGACAGGAUGGUAGACCCUUGUUCAUGUUGCAAGACACAACGUAUUUUGCUCUUAGAGGGCCAGGUCAAAAGAUUGUAGUAGUUAAUCGCCUGCUUGAUCGCGACAAUGACCGAAAGUUGUGUCGCGAAGCCAGUUGGCCAGAGACGUGUGCAUGGUCAGGCGUUCUCUUCGCCCACGAUGGUGUUGUCUUUAGUCUGCGCAUAACUGUCAUCGAUGUCAAUGAUAACAUCCCUCGGUGGCCUGAUUCCGCCCUGAGCAAGCCACGCAAUUCAGAAGAGAAAGAACCGUCGAUUGAACUAUUCAUAGCAGAAAACACACCGACUGGCAGCAUGUUUGAUCUGCCUUUAGCUGAAGAUCGAGACUACGGGAAUAAUGGUAUAGUUAAUUACGAGCUUGUGGAGAUGGAUAAGAAUGGUCGUUUUUCCCUUCGUUGUACAAAUGGACCGAAUGGAGUUAUCCCACGUCUGCAGGUUUUGGAAAUGUUGGACAGAGAAGAGAGAGAAGAGUACGAGAUGCAAAUAGCGGCAGCUGACGGAGGCGGACAACGUGUUGUUGUCGGACUUCGAGUAUACCUUGUUGAUGAAAAUGACAAUCCACCUAUUUUUGUCCAUCUCAAGAAUGCCUCCCAGGAGGAGGCUCAAAGAGCUCGUUUUGUUAUUGAAAUUGACGAAUCACUGGCUAUUGGUACGGCUCUUCCGUUUCAUCCCAUAGCAACAGAUGCCGAUGCUGGGGACUUCGGUCGCGUACGUUAUCGUUUCUCAUUCUCCACACCCGAAUUCGUCAAACGCGAUUUUGCCAUUGAGUCAGAAACUGGCAAGAUUAUCGUAAAAAAUAUUUUGGAUUGCGAUGCCGGUGGUAUUCCUGAAUACGUCUUCUCAAUGAUCGCAGAGGACGGCGCUCCACAACCUCUAACCGCCUUAGCAACUGUGGUAAUUGCCCUCCAUGACGUCAACGAUAAUGCUCCGAUUAUAAGUCUCACUCCGGCGACACCAAAGAUAGAAGAUAUGUACGACACAACCUUCUACCCCACAUUCGAGGAUAGUAGGGAUACCUUCUGUUUGGUAGAAGAAAUGCCUUCAGGUCAGAUGGUGGCGACUGUGGCGGUAACCGAUCCCGAUUCGGAUGCUGAUGGUGAAUUCGAGUGCGGUCUGAGUACGACACAGGACUUUGCUUUGCAUGCACUGCCCUGGAUCGGUGCAACAAAGGUCUACCAGCUCCUUUCGGCGCGUAGGUUCGACAGAGAAAUGGAGGCUUUGACUUCCGUUACACUUAGCUGUGUUGAUCGAGGCGUGCCACCUCGAGUAUCAAGCAAAAUAAUCCCCAUCACUCUCAUCGACAUCAAUGACAAUCGGCCCUAUUUCCAGCAACAGUUCUACCAGUUUUCGAUCCCAGAAAAUCGACCACCAGGAACUUUGGUAGGCAGAGUGAUUGUGCAAGAUAACGAUGCAGGCAAGAACGGACUGGUGGACUUCUCAAUUUCCUGUAAAACUGGUCAAUAUCAGCACCUCUUCUCCAUCAGCGGUAUGGGAGAAGUUCGGGCUAAUGAAAUGCUCGAUCGAGAAACCAAUCCGCAGAACUAUUUGGAGAUAAUUUGUUUUUUAAUUCUCAAGGUGGUAGCAGAGGAUAAAGGGAGACCCACAUACCGCACAUCGGUGGAGGUAUGCAUAGAAAUUGAGGAUGAGAAUGACUGUAUUCCCAAAUUCGACUUUCCAAAUUACCACUUCUCAAUUGACGAGGAUGUGGAACCCUAUAAACACGGCCCUAGGGAGGUGGGUAUAGUUCAGGCCUCCGACUGCGACACUGGAGGCAAUGCUGAGAUCCACUUCUUCCUCGAGGGCACCGACACACCAUUUAAAAUUUCUUCAAAUGGAACGAUAUUUGCAGUACAACAGCUGGACAGAGAAAUAAAAUCCUCGUACUUGCUAACUGUUGUGGCGAGAGAUUCGCCGCCUCCACGGUCGCCCGAUAAAACUCUGAAUUCCACCGCCCAGGUACGCAUUACAGUCACCGACAUUAAUGAUCACUCUCCCGUCUUCAUCUUUCCUCGACUCAAUUCCACCUCGGGUUCCCUUCCGGAGAUAAGAAUGUCAGCCCUGGAACCAAUUGGGUAUCGAGUUGCCAAGCUGCAGGCCAAAGAUGCAGAUUCGGGCGUGAAUGCGGACAUUCGGUACACUCUGACGGAAGAGUUAAGUGUCAGUAGCACAGAAAAACUUUUCCGCGUCUCUGAGGACAGUGGAGAAUUAUUUAUUGCUGCUAAGUUAUCCACCUCAACGAAAGAGAUGCGAUAUCCCCUCCAGGUUCACGCUACCGAUGGUGGGACUCCACCACGUUCCUCCACAUUCAAUUUAAUCAUCUAUCUGGAUCCCACUCUGCCACCUACGUCUGCUCCUAGCUUCAUGAGUGACUCACUCAUGGGAAGUCAAGCAAGCGAAAGUUCAGCUGCACUUAACAACAUCUACUUAAUCAUCAUCAUUGCCUUUGGUGUCUCAAUAGCCUUUGUGGUGCUCGUCGUGGCUAUCUGUUUAAUGUCCAAGGGCCACCGGCUACGUUUCUGUUGCCCAGCUGCCACCCACGUCAAAGCAGCUCAAAUGAAUACUGUUGAUGCGGUAAGCUUCUAUACGCCUGGUAGCAGUCAUUUACCGGCUUGUUCCACUCCUAUGGUAUUCACUAAUGGCGCAGACUACAUAACCACUGUGGGAUCAGCUUCGUAUGCCUUGGAAAAGGGAAGCCCACUGCAGUGUCCUCCGUCUGAUGAGGGAUUUGUGUCCUCAUUAGGACGUCUUCCAAUGAACACAUUUUAUGAAGCCACAAUGGAUAAAACGUUUUGCAAUUCUAAUAUGGCGGCUCCGAUUGAGAAUUCUCUGUAUACAGAUCAAAAGUCGAUCAACGAUAUCUCCUCGUUAACCACAUUCGACCGAUUUUCUAGCCUGGGGCGAGUGGCUCAUAGCGGCUGCCCGCAUUUACCUCUGUGCCUGGUUAACGAAGGCUGUCCUGAUGCGACCUAUAUUGGACAACCAAUUCAGUUUCGAGGUGCUAACGGAAGUAAUGCUGCAGUCUACUCCUGGUGCGAUUCUACUGACCAGAAGAUGCAAACAUUUAAUUCGCUGCCGCCAAAUGGUGCACAGUGA
Messenger RNA from Hydatigera taeniaeformis, 3312 nucleotides. Lineage: Eukaryota; Metazoa; Platyhelminthes; Cestoda; Cyclophyllidea; Taeniidae. The record is from the annotation of a GenBank genome assembly.